Molecule: messenger RNA, 2273 nt
Organism: Salmo salar (Atlantic salmon)
Lineage: Eukaryota; Metazoa; Chordata; Actinopteri; Salmoniformes; Salmonidae
Product: deoxynucleoside kinase
Biological process (GO): nucleobase-containing compound metabolic process
Cellular component (GO): mitochondrion; cytoplasm
Molecular function (GO): ATP binding; deoxynucleoside kinase activity
Source: RefSeq, a predicted model, not a curated record
AACGUAUAUAUCCUCGGCGCGGAAUUCAAUUUGAUCUGAUUAUCGCGCUACUCUGCUCCUGUAUGUCCCUUGGGAUCACUUCGGUAACUUGGCUAUCAAGGUUUUGAGUUUAUAACGAGCUAAAUAAUUUAGCCAAUAUCUCAUUCUUUAUAAUGGCAACACCUCCUAAGAGAAUAUGUUCAAGUCCAGGUUUUGACAACAGUUUUGAGAAAAGAACUAAGAAGAUAUCCAUUGAAGGAAACAUUGCUGCAGGGAAGUCUACAUUAGUGCACAUUUUAGAAAAAUCUUCAGAAGAAUGGGAGGUCAUACCGGAGCCCAUUGGGAAGUGGUGCAACGUUCAAAACACUGACAAUGAGUAUAAGGAGCUCAGCACAUCUCAGAAGAGUGGAGGCAACCUGCUGCAGAUGCUGUAUGACAAACCUAGCCGCUGGUCCUACACAUUCCAGAGUUACGCCUGUCUGAGUCGUGUGCGCGCUCAGCUGCAGCCCCCUUCUGCAAAGUUGCAACAGGCAGAGAAACCGGUCCAGUUCUUUGAGCGCUCUGUUUACAGUGACCGGUAUGUAUUUGCCUCCAACCUAUUUGAGUCUGGGGACAUGAAUGAGACCGAAUGGGACAUUUACCAAGACUGGCACGGUUGGCUGCUCUCUCAGUUUGAGUCUCAAAUUGAGCUGGAUGCCAUGAUCUACCUUCGGGCUGACCCACAGAGAUGUAUGCAGAGGCUGCACUGCCGAGGACGGGAGGAGGAACAAGGAAUUCCAAUUGACUAUCUGGAGCAACUGCACUAUAAGCACGAGUGCUGGCUGUACCACCGCAGUACUCAACUUGCUUUUGAGUACCUGAAAGAUGUCCCCAUCCUGGUCCUGGAUGUUAAUGACGACUUCAAGAAUGAUCAAAUUAAACAGGAAGCUGUGCUGGACAAGGUCAGAGAAUUCCUCAGCACGCUGUGAGCUGGAAAGGAUACCGACGUUAGACUGCACCAGCUCACUGGUCUUAUGCUACAGACUACACCAUUCCUGACAGUUUAUCAACUUCCAUGCCUCAAAGAUUAUACUGGUCCUCCAUGCCUUAGAUAAUACUGGUCCUCCAUGCCUUAGAUUCUACUGGCAGAGAAGAUUUGGUCAUUUUCUAACUUUAUGCAAUUCUCAUUUUCCCAUUGGGUGGAGAAAAAUGUUAUCAGUUUGAGUGACUUACAAAAUCAGUUGGUCUCCCGGUUAGUAAUUCAACCAUGAUUAUGACAAGAUUAGAUGGCUGGUGGUAAAUUAGUCUAAUCUUAAAACUGUUAGCUGACAUUGGCUUAUUUACUGACUGUGAGUUACUGGCAUACAGUAAGAGAAACUGCUGCACAACAAAACUUAGAAAUUGCUCCAGGUAUAUGCUAUUCUAACUCUCAACAGUAAAUUCAGACUCCGACUGAGUUCCUAAAAAGAACAUUUGAUCCGUGGGUUAUAUAAAAGGGUCCGCCAGUUUCCCAUCCCUGGUCUGGAGACUGAAGAUAAGUUGAACAGGUGUAUUAGUGCUGAGGUAGAACAAAGCUUGCAUACAACAGUAGGACUGGGUGGUUGGAGACCGGCCUUACCAACGACACCAGCUCACUGGUCCUCUUGUGUCAUUCAAACUAGAGAUUAACAGGCAUUUUAAAAAAUGUAUUUACCUGCUCAUGACAGUCGGUAUACUUAAAUGUAUGGUUUUAAGGGUUGCCAGAUUUAGGUGAAACUAUAUAUAUUUUAAAUGUAAUGUGUAAAAGGUGCUCUACUUGUUUUUUAAUGUAGUGAGUUAAUUUACUAUUUCUUUGUAUUUAUAUUGUAAUUACAUAAAUGCACAGAUUAAGCCUAGUCCUUUACUAAAAGUUAUUUCAAUGGAGAUUCUCAAUUGAGAAUACUUUUUUGUCCAGGACUAGGCUUAAUCUGUACUUGGGAAACUGGACCCAGGAGUUUCUGCAGGAUCUUACACUGACUGAAUUUUUGAUUCAGAAAGAUUUGGUACCACCACCAGAAUGUCAUUGUCCAUGGCUGUUUUUAGUCUGAUUGCAUCACUAAACUUUCACUUCAAGUGUUGUCUUUGUCACAAUUUUAGAUUAAAAUGUCUCUUUCUUACCGAGCCACAUGCUGUGCAGUACAGCUGUGGCAGGUGGCUGUCGUUUCGUUCGAAAGGGUUAGAUCCAAACAUGAGUUUUAUUUUUUUGUGUAAUAUGCUGUGAUGAAAUAUACCACUUACAGUUUGUUGUUUGAUGGGUGUUACAUAUUUGUUCCUGAAAUAAAUGGUGAAAAUUGUGA